Molecule: messenger RNA, 5464 nt
Organism: Trichobilharzia szidati
Lineage: Eukaryota; Metazoa; Platyhelminthes; Trematoda; Strigeidida; Schistosomatidae
Source: the annotation of a GenBank genome assembly
CUAUUUGCAUUUUCAAGGACGCUGGUGCAACUUCUGUAAUAGUUGGGUUGCCGGCUAACUUUUGAAAUGUCACAGAGGGAUGUCGUUGAAGGUCAACCGGACUAUACUGAAAUGAAAGGGAGGAGCUCUGAAUGUCCACCACAAACAGAUGGUAGUUGUCGUGUAGUUAGAGUGAAUAGCCCUCAGUUAACCAGCUACUGCAAAAAUGAUAUCAGUACUGCAAAGUACAACUGUUUCACCUUCCUCCCGAAAUUCUUAAUCGAACAGUUUCGCAGAUAUGCUAAUAUAUUUUUCCUAGUCAUUGCUCUUCUCCAACAAAUUCCUGGAGUUUCGCCUACUGGAAGAUUCACAACGCUUGUCCCAUUGUGUAUAAUACUAACUGUCUCAGCUAUCAAGGAAAUGAUUGAAGAUUUCAGAAGGCACCGAGCUGACGACGCCACGAACAAUGAAAAAACUCUUGUGUUGCGUGACCAAGUCUGGGUCGAAACAUGUUGGAAAGAUCUGAUGGUUGGGGAUCUUGUAAAAGUUUGCAGUAAUCAAGGAAUCCCUGCCGAUCUUGUUCUUUUGGCAUCUAGUGAACCCCAAGCUAUGUGUUAUAUUGAGACCAGCAAUCUAGACGGGGAAACAAACUUAAAACUACGCCAAGGUUUACCAGCUACAAGUCAUCUCUUAACUGCUGGUGAGCUGAGUUCUUUUGAGGCUGUUGUUGAAUGUGAAUUACCGAAUAGGAAGCUAGAUGAAUUUGUUGGUGUCAUUCGAACCGCUGAUGGAAUGUCAUAUCCCUUAAAUCCAACACAACUAAUUUUACGUGGUGCAUCGCUGAAAAAUACAAAAUGGAUCUUUGGUUUAGCAGUGUACACUGGCAAAGAAUCAAAAGUUAUGCUAAAUUCAACUGCAGCUCCACUUAAACGAUCAUCGGUUGAACGUCAAACAAAUAAUUAUAUAUUGAUUCUUUUUGGCGUACUGCUAUUUUUGACUUUAUUCACAUUCAUUGCUAACUUAGUCUGGACAUCAAGGAAUGAAAGUAAAAUGUGGUACAUGCAAGAAAGUGCUGGCAGUAGAACCGCUGUUCGUCGUUUACUGGACUUUAUCACAUGCCUGAUUUUGUAUAAUACGAUCAUACCGAUCAGUCUACCGGUUAUGCUUGAAGUUGUACGAUUUAUUCAAGCAUGGUAUAUAAAUUUGGUAAAAAACGGAGGAAAAGUUACCCUACGUUAUGCCGUUAAUAUGUUGAUAACAUCAUUCAUUAUGUAUCAUACAAUGGUACCAAUCAGUCUGCAAGUUAGCCUUGAAGUUGUACGACUAUUUCAAGCAUUGUUAUUAAGUCGUGAUCUGGAUAUGUAUGAUCCUGACUCAGACACACCGGCUAUGGCGCGUACGUCUAAUUUGAAUGAAGAAUUGGGUCAAGUCCGUUAUUUAUUCUCUGACAAAACUGGAACGUUGACACGUAAUGUAAUGGAAUUCAAACGAUGUUCAAUUGGAGGUGUUAUGUAUGGGAAUGAUAACGAAGAUUCUAACGCUUUAGAUGAUCAAAAACUAAUCGACAAGUUGAAUAGUGGUGAUCCGUUAGUUGAUCAGUUUUUCACUGCAUUAGCUGUAUGUCAUACUGUUGUACCAGAACGUCAGUUACCCAAAAGUAACAGUAGUCAUAAUAAUGCUGCUGUAGGUGAUGCUGAUGACCUAGUGAUUGGCGAACAAGCAAUUAUAUAUCAAGCAUCAUCACCGGAUGAAGCAGCUUUAGUUAAGGCAGCGCGUUCACUUGGCUAUGUAUUCACCACUCGAACACCAACAGAGGUCAUGAUCAAAGUUCGUGGUAUUGAGAGACAAUACACAGUAUUACAUGUUCUUGAAUUCACCAGUUUUCGUAAACGUAUGGGUGUUGUUCUUCGAGAACCAAAUGGACGUAUUUUAGUUAUGGUCAAAGGAGCUGAUACAGUUAUCUUUGAACGCCUCGCCAGUACUAGUCAAUACUCUCAGGCUACUAUGGAUCACUUAGAGAAUUUCGCCAAAACGGGUCUACGAACGUUGUGCAUUGCUUGGACUGAAGUUGAUCCAACAUUUUAUGCUAAAUGGGCAGAAAAUUUUCAUAAAGCCAGUACUGCACUUGUCGACCGUGAGGCAAAGUUAGAAACCGUGGCAAAUGAAAUUGAGCAGAAUCUCAAACUUCUUGGUGCAACUGCCAUUGAGGAUAAAUUACAAAUAGGCGUUCCACAGACAAUCUCUAAUUUAAUUCGAGCGGGUAUUUCUGUUUGGGUUCUUACAGGAGAUAAACAAGAAACAGCUAUUAACAUUGGUUAUUCGUGUCAACUACUGACAUCAUCUAUAACCUUACUGACUAUGAAUACAAAGUCACUGGAUCAGACACGUGAACAGCUAGUUAAUUUAAUUGAAGAUUUUGGUGAUCGAAUUCGAAUGGAAAAUGAUUUUGCUUUGGUAGUUGAUGGUCAAACAUUAGAGUAUGCACUACUGUGUGAAUGCAGAGAUCAGUUUCUCGAUGUGGCAUUGUCGUGUAAAUCAGUGAUCUGUUGCAGAGUUAGUCCUUGGCAGAAAGCUCAACUAGUAAAAUUAGUCAGAGAAUCUAUAAAAGAUGCAGUCACAUUGGCCAUAGGAGAUGGAGCGAAUGAUGUUGGUAUGAUACAAGCAGCUCAUGUUGGUGUUGGCAUCAGUGGUAUGGAAGGCAGACAAGCAGCUUGUGCGUCAGAUUAUGCAAUUGCUCAGUUUCGUUUCUUGAAUAAACUAUUAUUAGUACAUGGUGCAUGGAAUUACAAUCGAUUAACCAAACUUAUCCAGUAUUCUUUUUAUAAAAAUAUUUGUCUUUAUUUAAUACAAUUUUGGUUUGCUCUACUCAGUGGAUUUUCUGGUCAAAUUAUAUUUGAACGUUGGAGUAUUGGUUUAUACAAUGUGAUCUUUACUGCAGCCCCUCCAAUGGCUCUGGGAUUAUUCGAUAGAAGUUGUAGUGUUAGUAAUUGUUUAAAAUAUCCAGAAUUGUACAGAGAUACACAAGCAUCUGCUUCAUUCAAUCGAAAAGUAUUUUUAUGUUGGAUUGUCAAUUCAGUGUAUCAUUCCUCACUCUUGUUCUGGGUUUCAUUGAUAGCCUUUUCUACAGAUACCAUCUAUGGAAAUGGUCAAACUUCAAGCUUAUUGGUCCUGGGCAAUAGUGUGUACACAUAUGUAGUUAUUACAGUCUGUUUGAAAGCUGGUUUGGAGCACACCGCAUGGACGUGGUUGUCUCAUUUGGCUAUAUGGGGCAGUAUUGCUUGUUGGUUCCUUUUCCUUGCUAUCUAUCCACACGUUUAUCCAACAUUACCAUUGGGUUCAGAUAUGGUUGGAAUGGAUUCGGCAGUUUACGGAUGUGGUAUUUUUUGGUUUGGUCUAUUACUGAUUCCUACAUUUGCGCUUACACGUGAUGUUGCAUGGAAAAUGGCUAAACGUAUCGUAGCUGGCACACUACGUGAACAAGUUAUGCAAAUGGAACAAAUGCAGGUUGAUCCAGGUCGACUGAUUAGAUCCAGUUUUCGUCCAAAAUUAUCAGAUCGUUCUGCAAUCCAGAGGAUUAUGCGUCGAAGUACAGGUUCACAGGCUUUACUUCAUUUUUGCCUUGGUUCUAGUGUAAGUGAAAAUACAACACCGACAGCCAUACGGAAUUCUCGACACACAGAUCAUGGUUAUGCCUUUUCUCAAGAAGAACAUGGUGCUGUAAGUCAAUCUCAAUUGAUUCGUGCCUAUGACUCAAAUCGUACAAAGCCAGAAGGAAGAUAAAAGUUAACAAUCAAAUACAAAACUCUUUGUUCGUGUAGAAUAAUGAUUAUUGUCUUUAUCAGUAAAUAUUCCAAUUGCCUUUUACUCACGCUUUUUCAGUCUGCUUAAUUUUAUUUUAUUUUCAUAGGAAAGAGUUUCUUCAACUGAAUUUCUUGUUCAUCCUCAUAUAUAUAUAUAUAUCCGUUUCUAACAUUCUCUUCUGUAACAUUGGCCUUUUCUGGUGUUUGUACAUCCAUUGAACACUGUUAUUGUAAUAAAUGCUUGUUAUAGAAAAGGGACAUAUGUGAAUUCUUCAGCUUUUAUGGGUAUAUAUGUAGAGUAGAAUGUGUGUAUAGACAAGAUCAUUUUCUAUUGUUUCAUUCUGACAACAAAAUAAAGCAUAUUAUACUUAUUUAUUAUAUGGAUAAUAGUGUAGUCUAAUAUGCGUCCAUUUAUUGUUUUCCUGUUGUACAUUUCACCAUGUAGAAUAGUUCGAAAACAAUCAUCUAGGCUUCCUAAAAUGGGAUGUCUAUAAAGAGAAGUGCGAAAGCAAUAAACGAUGUAUGUAUAUAUAUUUCUCUUCAGAGAUAUUCUUUGUCUUCUACUGAUUUCGUUGUUUCUUUACUGUAAUAGUAAAAGUGUGUGUAUGUGUUUUGAAGUCUUAUCGACUUGCUUUCAUCUCACUGUACUAGUGACGAGUGGAUGAACGUCUAGGAUAAAUUGACUACAUAAUUAUUACCAUUACGGAUUACUGAUUUUGUAACAAAAACACUCACAUUAAUACUUAUCCUUGUGCAUAUUUUUUUCUUGUUAUCGUGUAUACACUUACUUGUGCCAGAUAAAUAAAGGAUGAUGUGUAAUUGCAAAAUUUCUGUAAUGUAAUUACGAUUAGAUAGAUCUGUGUGUGUAAAUUAAUUCUGCCUAACUACCCCCUGUUGUAUUACUUCUAUUUCCUGUCCUGUUUGUCUCAUUCAACUUUUUUAACAAUUAUGGCUGUCACUAUUAAUAGCAUUAUUGUUAGUAUUAUUAUUAUUAUUCGCCUAUUUAAACGAUUGGCAUGUCCAAAAAUUUAUAUAUAUAUAUAUAUAUAUAUAUAUAUAUAUAUAUAUAUAUAUAUAUAUGGGAUAAUAGUGUUACUGACAUGUUUGUUAGUUUAUUUGUGUCAAUCAGACAUUGUGGUUAUCAGUGUUUCGCAAUAAAUGGAUUCAUAUUUAUACAUGCACAUACAUUGUAUCCUUGUUGGUGUGUGUGUGUAUGCGUGUGUUUGUUAUGAGGUCAAGUUUUUUCUUUCUUUCUUUCUAAAGCAACAUUUGUGAGGAAUCAAUGAAGAUAUGUUAUUGUUUGUUUUUUAAUGACCUAUAUUGUUAAACAAUUUGGUAUAAGAUUUUGCUUAUAUAUUUAUGUAAAUUACUGUUUCUUCCCCGCCUCCCCCCCCCACACACACCCCUUUUUUUCUGUGUCAUUUUUCACUUCUUUCUUACCAAUAUGAUUAGUAAAUCUUCUUACAUCUUACAAGUAUCUUUCAUUUUUGAAAUUGACAAAUACAAUGAGAAAGUCAAUGGAAAAAGUGUACAUCGAAGCUUUCUGAACUCCAUUUAGUAUUAUACCUAUCUACCACAAAAAAAAUAAUAAUCAGACUGUAAUCUCUAAACUAUAUAUUUUUACGUAUUCAUAUGUAUUUCAGUCUUGUAAAGUUAAUAUUUAAGCAAAUAAAAAUAUCUGAGUA